CUGAGCUCGAGCGUCGAGCGACAGAAAAAGCUGCAGGAGUGGUUCCCACAUACACCAGCAGUAUUCUGGUCAGACGCAUGCGUGGAUCAUAAUGGCUUCUUCGGCUGCCAUACCUCUAGUACUCUAACUCCUAGGUCCACUGGAUCCAUUCCCACAGGCUCCUCCACCAACCAGACAGCAACUUCAGCAACUGCGGACCAUCAAGAAGUUGUAUCGACAUACUUUCGUCUCAUUGUGAAAAUCCUACUACCUGCCAAAGCUCAAACUCAAGGAUCUGCAUCGAGCACGAGCAAUACUGCUGAUUACUCGUGGUUUGAGAUGGGAUUCAUGUCGCUCUCAUCUGGCACAAAGAGCCUGCUCCUCUGUUUCGACGUGCCCAAAGACUCGAUUAUAAGGCUAUACCAAACGUUACCCAAGAACACGGAUCAGAUAAGAGGUCCAUUCGGGUUGCACAUACUCGUUUUGGAAGAGCUUGUGAAACUUUACGACCAGAGUGUUUGGGCCAUGGCCAAAAAGGUCCGAGGUAUCGAGAAGCAACGGCUCGCACAAACAGGAAGGCUGAUUUCCAGGACUCCUUCCCUUCCGUCCAACAUAGGUCCUCUGCCCGACGAAACAUUUAAACUAACCGACUUUGGACAAACGGCCCAGAAUUUCGAACACCUCUUCGAGAUCUCUCGACACUUGGCUCAUAGUGUAGAGACAACUCAGAUAGCUACAGAAGUCGUGGAGCGCAUGAAACAUGCCUGCGAGUCUCUGCAUCUCGCCCACGGGACUCCAAUACUCCAGACGAGGGUGCAGAGACUAGGUUUCUUGCAUAGUCUAUUUAGAGGACUCUCUGCAAGGUCGGUGUCUAACGAGAAGAGACUGACUAGUGAGCAAGUGUUGCUUUCCAACAUGAUAUCCCAACAAGACAGCAAGGUCAACAANAAGAUGUCCAACUUCAGCUCUCAAAUAGCAAUGGCCGCCAGAGAAGAUGGUGCGGCCAUGAAGACCAUCGCAGUUGUCACUUUGACGUUCUUGCCGGCGACGUUCGUCACGGCACUCCUCGGCAUGAACUUUUUCACAGUCGAUUCAGGAAGGCUGACUUCCACAAAAGACGUUUGGAUCUUNUUUGUAAUCGCAGUGCCGCUCACAUUUUCCGUGUUGUGCUUUUGGUGGUGGUGGCAGAGGAAGGAGGCCAACAAGGCGAUGAACCACAAUGAAAAGGGUCACGAGAAAGAUGUCGAGCUUGGGGACGAAAGUAGU
Aureobasidium musti is the source of this 1245-nucleotide messenger RNA. NCBI's taxonomy places the organism in Eukaryota, Fungi, Ascomycota, Dothideomycetes, Dothideales, Saccotheciaceae. The record is from the annotation of a GenBank genome assembly.